Molecule: messenger RNA, 1041 nt
Organism: Sinocyclocheilus grahami
Lineage: Eukaryota; Metazoa; Chordata; Actinopteri; Cypriniformes; Cyprinidae
Product: protein phosphatase 1 regulatory subunit 14C-like
Exons: 2
Coding region: 54-290 (78 amino acids)
Biological process (GO): regulation of phosphorylation; innate immune response
Cellular component (GO): cytoplasm
Molecular function (GO): protein serine/threonine phosphatase inhibitor activity
Source: RefSeq, a predicted model, not a curated record
GAGAGACAGCCGUCUCUUGGACUUUUCCCCGUCUGUGUGAGGUUGUGGCAGGCAUGGCGUCGGAGCCGGGCACCCAGUCCAGAGUGAUGUUUCAGACCAAAGAGGAGGAGCCUGCUCAACGCAAACUGGGCAAACUGACGGUCAAAUACAACCGCAAAGACCUCCAGAGGAGGCUGGACAUCGAGGAGUGGAUCGACGGGCAGCUGAGAGAGAGACCGCAGGACUUUAUCAAUGGGCUGCUCUACCGAAUGAAGGGACUGCGCAAGAUGUCAGGAUCUCUGAAGAAAUAGCAUUUGGUCAAAGGCUGGAUUUUUUAAGAUAAUGUGAGCCACCCAGCCCCGCCCACAACAACAAGCCCCGCCCACAAGUCCUCCUGUCUGUAGAGCGUGGAGUGUCUGUCUGUGGAUGUUUCUAUAAUUCACAGCACACUUGGGCCAAUGACUUCUAGAAACAGUGUUUUUGACCACUAAUAAUCCUGUACAGUUUCUCCAGCAUUGCAGAUGAACUGUACUGCCUAUUAUUACUCAAACCAGAUGUUGUUUUUGUGUACAUUUUCUUCCCUAUUUAUAUAUAUAUAUAUUUUGUUCUGACAAGUGUUGUAUGUAAUAACAAACAAUUUCUUUUCAAGAUUUUAGAUGAAGAGCAUAGAUACAGUUCGUGAUAAUAAAAUUCAGAAUCCAGGAUAUCUUUUCUUACAUUCUGCCAUUGUCUGAUUUCAGUUCUGAAACGGAGAUAUUUACUGAUGACAAUUAAUACUGCAAUAUGAGCGCAGAAUAUUCUGGCUUUAAUACUUUACAGAGUCUCUGACAGAAUAAUUUGGUCCAAAAUUAAUUUUUAUGGGUUCAGUCUUCUGCAAAUAAAUGGUCAAAUAUGCAUUCAUCAUGAUGCUUUUAUAUACUAUAACAUGUAUGACAUAUGUUAGCAUGAAAUGCAUAAAUAUGUCCAGUGUUGCAUUAAUAAAUGCAGUAUUUCAGAUCAUGCACAUGUAUAUCUGGUGAAGCCGAAGAUGAUCUGCAUGAGGAUAAAUGAACCACAACUACG